AUGUUGGAAAAGCCUCUGUGUACUAAAUUUGGUUCCAAAUCUCACCCCGAGUGUGUGAAGUUUUCUCCUGAUGGUCAAUACCUGGUGACGGGAAGUGUUGACGGCUUUAUUGAGGUGUGGAACUUUACGACAGGAAAGAUCAGAAAGGAUUUAAAAUAUCAAGCUCAGGAUAAUUUCAUGAUGAUGGACGACUCAGUUUUAUGUUUGGCUUUUAGUCGUGACAGUGAAAUGUUAGCUUCUGGAGGGCAAGACGGAAAGCUAAAGGUGUGGAAGUUACAAACUGGCCAGUGCUUGCGGCGUUUUGAAAAGGCACAUGCCAAAGGUGUGACCUGUGUAACAUUCUCUCGUGACGCCAGCCAGCUUCUGAGUGGUUCAUUUGACAUGACCAUAAGAAUGCAUGGCCUUAAGUCUGGGAAGACUUUGAAGGAAUUCCGUGGACAUACAUCGUUUGUAAAUGAUGCCAUAUUCACCACAGAUGCACACAACAUCAUCAGUGCGAGUAGUGACGGAACAGUUAAGCUUUGGAAUAUAAAAACGACGGAGUGUCUUCACACGUUUAAGCCAUCAGUAGGAAGCGUUGCGACUGACAUCACGGUGAACUCAGUUCACGUGAUGCCGAGGAAUCCUGAACAGUUUGUGGUGUGCAACAGAACAAGCACUGUACUCGUCAUGAACAUGCAGGGACAGAUUGUGCGCAGCUUCACCAGUGGUAAAAGAGACGGUGGUGACUUUGUGUGUUGUACCCUCUCCCCGAGGGGAGAAUGGGUUUACUGUGUAGGAGAGGACAUGGUCAUGUACUGUUUUAGUACCAUGACAGGAAAACUAGAACAGUCUUUGCAGGUUCAUGACAAGGAUGUGAUAGGCGUCGAACAUCACCCACACAACAAUCUCAUCUCUACGUACAGUGAAGAUGGACAGCUUAAACUCUGGCAGCCAUGAGUAACCUUCACCACAAGCUUUGUGAUCAGUCUGCCUACCUUGAAAGACGCUUAACGGAAAUGCGCCACCUGCUGCGCAAUCAGGAGGAUAGAACACAGUAAAGACAAGUCCGAGUUAUUUUACGUGAUGCGAGGAGUCGAGCUUGUUUCUUAGGUUUUGUAAAUAAAUGGCGUGCAAUUUGUAUUGUAACGCAAAAGCGAAGUUAAUUUUCCAUCACUUUCGGCACAUGGUUAACAGUUUCUUAUCCAUAACAUGUAUGCCCAGAAUCUAUAAACUUGGCUUUUGUGUGUAGAAUUGGCAUUUCGUACGGUAUUUUAAAAACGGACCCACAGAACUCUCGACGCUCUCUGCUACAGACGUUUGACUGUGAACUAUCGGUUCAGUUUUUAUCCCACGCUUUCAAGGAUGUAGAAUGUUGGAAAAGCCUCUGUGUACUAAAGUAGGCAUUGAAGUUUUCUACAAGUCAGUAGCGUAUGUGUUGCUGUAGGUCGAGGAAAAAGGAAUAGAAAAGACUUAAGCGUCUUUGUAUAGAAAAGAAAGGUUCAUCGCAGUUAGUUGUUAAGUUACUGUAAUUUGAAACUUUUGUAUUAUAACAACCCAUAAGUUCCCCCAUUCUUUUUCAGCUUUGCAUUUCUACCCUUGAUUCACAUAACCACACUCGGUAUUUUCAACACAGUAUUUCUCUUUACGAACCCUCAUCUGUUUAUCCAAAAUGGUUGGUGUGUGGCAGUGUGUGCCGAAUCUUUCCGCUUCCAGCAACAGUACUAAAACAGUACCCCCUUGUUUUACAAUCUGAGCCAGGUUGUGUCUUACGUUUUCUUGUUUUGUAGUUUGCUUGCAAGAAAACUUAAUAAUCUUUUUAAGUAAUAAAUUAGCACUAAUAACUCGAGUGUGGCUCAAAUUAAAUCUAUCAAAUUCGUUUUUACGAAGUUCUUUUAGAUUCAUUCAGUGUUUUAAUAAGUUGUUAUUUGACAGUUUUCACUUGGCGUGAGGUUUUAAGAUGUUACAGAAUGAACUUAUGAAAAUGGAGAUGUAGAAAUUGGCGAGGCAAAGAAAACCUUUGGAGACAGACAAGUGCCUUUAAGUGCCUUCGCUUCCCCCCCCCCCCCUUUCCCCCCACGACUGCCAACAACAAUAACCGAAACACAGUAAAUGAUGCUAUACGUUAAUUUAUUACAAAUACUUAUUCAACAUACAAGAACCGCUCAAUCUUGCUAGCUAGUUUAUAGUGAGUUCUGUACUGGGAUGGACUGACCAUUACUCAGUUCUGUAAGUUCAUUAAGUGACUAGGUUAAAAAAAAAAAAAAAA
This is a messenger RNA of Orbicella faveolata, 2248 nucleotides long. RefSeq names its product WD40 repeat-containing protein SMU1-like. Lineage: Eukaryota; Metazoa; Cnidaria; Anthozoa; Scleractinia; Merulinidae. The record is from RefSeq and is a predicted model, not a curated record. Gene Ontology annotation, molecular function: protein binding. Gene Ontology annotation, biological process: mRNA splicing, via spliceosome.